UGUGUGACCGCUAAGCUAACUCAUAGUUCAGCUCUCCUACAGAAACUAGCACAUGGUCUCCUCAGAAGGGCCAAAUUCCAACUCAUUUAUUAGAAAAUUUGUCGAUUUUAGGGUUGGAUUCUAUUGUGUGAAAUUGGUACGCUUUAAAUAUUGACCAAAAAGACACAAAUUUAAAUUUAUUCAGACUUGAGUCUUGAAAAAAAAAAAUUAAAUCUUGAAAAAAAUUUAAAUCAUUAGUUUAAGUAAUAGCUUUGAUAAUCAUAUUGACUAUACAUGUUGGAUAUGAAAUAGAAACUAUAACUUGGCAUGCUUAUGUUGAUUUUUCAUAUUUUCUGAUCAUUUUAUCUUAUUCCAUUUUGUAUCAUAGUAAGUCUUUGACUACACAAUGAUCAUAAUAAUGCCCAUCAGUAAACAUACAAAACACUAAUUGCACCAAUUUUGUUUUUACAAGAUUCUUCUAUUUGUUUAUAUACAAAGAAUAAUAUAAAUAUUUGAGUAGUAGUAAAGUUUGUUAUUAAAUGUUGUGUUUAGUCAAAUGUUGCCUUUAUAUUAUACUAGUAUGAAAGUAGUAUUCUUUUUGUAAAUAACAAUAAUUGGUAUAUUGAUGUAUAAAUGAGUACACAAUUAUUAUUUAUUUGGACAAUAGUACUUGUUUGGAAAUUACUAGUCAAUUAAUAUCUUAGUUGGAUCCUGCUGUUACAGGUCUCGAGUGAGAAACAGACAAGUGUUAUAAUUAAUCUUACCAUCGACCAAAUUACUUUUUUGUAAUUUUACUUGACAUUUUGCAUCUUGACAAUAUUGUACUCUGAAAAGUCACAAGAAGACCCUGUACUUGGAAAGGAUGAACAUUUCUAACCCCGUUACUUGAUUUUAAGUUACAACUCACAUCAUUAAUCAUUAUAUUCGUUGUAUAUUAAUCAUCAUUUAUGCUCAAUGUUGGUUCAUUCAUUUAUACACUACUAUUAUAGUACACACUAAAAUAUAGAAUCUUUUUUAUUAAGUUAAUGAAAAAAAAAGGAUUGUAAAUAUGUUAAAAUAUUCAUGGAAAAAGAACAAAGGUUCCCUUGUCAUAAGAGUUGUUUUUGUUUUAUUUGUUCAUUCCCUUUCUUUCUAUGUCAAGAAACCUUCUUAUUCUCUCAGCCUCACCCCUUUAUAUUCAUCCAUCUAUCAGAUCUCCAUUUUGUCAAAUUUCAACUCAUUUCAUCACUUGCCCUCUCUGAUCAAAAACCAACAAAAAAGCUUUGUUUUUCAUUAGAUUUUGUUAUAUCUCAUCUGGGUUUUCACUUGAUCCAUAAAAAGUUGAUUUUUUUUUUUGGAAUAAUUCAAGUGGGUUAUAUGAGAAUUUGAAGUGGGUUGAAAUCUUAUGGGUUCUCAAGAACUUAUUGAGGUGAAAUUCAGGUUAGCUGAUGGCAGUGAUAUUGGCCCAAGCAAAUACAGUCCUAGCACCACUGUAGGAUCUCUGAAAGAAAUGAUACUUUCACAAUUGCCCCAAGAUGAAGUGAAUGGGCCGAAGACAAUAAAUGAUGUGAAGCUGAUUAAUGCGGGAAAAAUACUGGAAAAUGAUAAAACACUUGCAGAGUCCCGAUCUCCUGUAAGUGAAGUUCCAGGAGGAAUCAUCACCAUGCUUGUUGUUGUGCGCCCUCACAUCCCACACAAAAACAAUGAUAAGUUGCAAGAUGGCUUUCCGAAACAGGGCAGCUGCCCGUGUGCAAUUCUUUGACCGGAAGACUGCCCGAGCUUUCAAUGGAUAAAACUUAAAAGAAAGCUUUCAAGGGUAUGUGAUUUGAUGAGUUGACUUUUGGAUAUAUAUAUGUUUGGAACUUUGACUUGGGAUCUGUAAGGGGUGAAGAGAGAGUAACUCUGGCUGUAUGUUUGAAUGAAUGUCUUGAGUUUAAGUUUCAUCUA
Molecule: messenger RNA, 1905 nt
Organism: Lactuca sativa (garden lettuce)
Lineage: Eukaryota; Viridiplantae; Streptophyta; Magnoliopsida; Asterales; Asteraceae
Product: membrane-anchored ubiquitin-fold protein 3
Molecular function (GO): protein binding
Source: RefSeq, a predicted model, not a curated record